UGCCAUAUUCCCAGUGUAGGCUCUAACACUUAAAGCUGCAACGGCAUCGCACAGAGAGCAGUUACUGUCCCACGUCUUUGGCUGUACAAAAAUACUUUUUUAUUAAGGUCUUCAGGACAGCAACAAUGAAGACACUAUCGUGUUUUUCACUUUAUUUGCCACUUUUCGCAGUUUCUUUGGUUUUCGGUGCCAUUUCCACUGUGAACGGUGACUACUGCGUAGUGAACAAGUGCAGUAACGGAGGAAUCUGUGUGACGGGUUCAGGCGAGCCCUUCAUCUGUAUCUGCCCCGAUGGGUUCACCGGAGACACCUGCAACGAGACGGAGACCGGGCCGUGCAACCCCAACCCGUGCACAAACGACGGCGUCUGCGUUGCGACGGGCCACACGCGGCGAGGGGACGUGUUCAGCGAGUACGUCUGCGAGUGCCAGCUGGGCUUCGAGGGCGUGCACUGCCAGAACAGAGUCAAAGGAGCAGACCUGAAUGUGAAAAAAGAUGUUAAUGAGUGCGCUGCCAAGCCUUGCAAAAAUGGUGGAUCCUGUCGUGACCUUGAAGGGGACUUUGUCUGCCAGUGCCCUUCCCCUUACGUGGGCAAACAGUGCCAUCUCCGCUGUGUGUCCCUGCUGGGCAUGGAGGGCGGGGGCAUCGCUGAGUCCCAGAUCUCCGCCUCCUCGGUCCACUACGGGAUCCUGGGCCUGCAGCGCUGGGGCCCCGAGCUGGCCCGCCUCAACCGCAAGGGCCUGGUGAACGCCUGGACCGCCGCCGCGCACGACAGGAACCCCUGGAUCGAGGUCAACAUGCAGAGGACGAUGCGGUUCACGGGCAUGGUGAGUCAGGGCGCCAGCCGGAUGGGGACGGCGGAGUACAUCAAGGCCUUCAAGGUGGCGUCCAGCCUGGAUGGACGUGUGUACACCGUGUACAAGCAGGGCGCCGACCGGAAGGACCAUGUGUUCAUGGGGAACGUGGACAACGACAGCACCAAGACCAAUCUGUUCGACCCGCCCGUCAUCGCUCGCUUCCUCCGCAUCAUCCCUGUGGUGUGCCGCAAGGCGUGCACCCUGCGUAUGGAGCUGGUGGGCUGUGAGCUCAAUGGUUGUUCCGAGUCGCUGGGGAUCCGGUCCCGGCUGGUGUCGGACCGCCAGAUCACGGCCUCCAGCGUGUUCCGGACCUGGGGCAUCGAGGCCUUCUCCUGGCAGCCGCACUACGCCCGGCUGGACAAGCAGGGCAAGACCAACGCCUGGGCCGCCGCCAGCAACAACCGCUCCGAGUGGCUGCAGGUGGACCUUGAGUCUCCCAAGAGGGUCACGGGCAUCAUCACCCAGGGAGCCAAGGACUUUGGCUCCGUGCAGUUCGUCACCGCCUUCAAGGUAUCCUACAGCAACGACGGCCAGUCCUGGACCACGGUCAAGGAUGAGACCGCCAAGACAGACAUGAUCUUCCAGGGCAACAGUGACAACAACGUCCACAAGAACAACGCCUUCGAGCCGCCCUUCUACGCACGCUUUGUGCGGGUGGUCCCGUGGGCGUGGCACGAGCGCAUCACUCUGCGCAUGGAGCUGCUGGGCUGCAAUGAGUAGUCGUCGUCGUCCCCCCCCCCCCCCCCCCCCACACACACACACACACAAUUAAGGUUGAGUUAUGGUUGACGUCGACGCAACGCAAUGGGGUUUACGGACCCAUUACGUCCUUGCCGACCCCACCGCAAGGUCCGGACGUGCGCCUCCCAAAAUUGUGACCUUGCGUCAGGGGACGAUUGAUUCGCUAUAGUAACCCCAACGCAGAACCAAAACAGGUUCACGACUGCGUCGAGGCGUCUGCGUGGUCAUUGCGUUGCGUCGACGUGGAACCAUAACUCUACCUACUUCUCCUCCGACCUGCCGUCUCUCAGCCCUAGAGGGCGGCAAACCCUCGAGUAGUUUUAAGUAGUCCUAUUGCUCCUCCAUGAGAUGUACCUGCUCAGCUAGUAGGGGAAAGAGUCCUUGCUUUAUUGGUGGCCUAUCGGCAUCGGUCGGGUCGAACCAGCUCAUUUCCAAUAAGCCAAUUUUAUUUUCAAUUGAAGUUUUUCUUCUGUCCAGUAUAUCAUAGAUAUUUAUGGGGGGUAUAUUUUCCGAUACCAGGGUCUGAGAUCAGCAGUGUGGGGCUGGUAGUUGUUUCAGUGCUAGAGCUGUGUCACAGAUGAUCUGCAGCUACACCCUUCGACACCCCAGGCUAGAAUGCACAUUAUCAAUCUUCAUGAUUUUGUUGGACGUUUUUUAUAGUAACAUUUAUAAAUGGAUAGAUUUAAAAAAAAGAAAUUGCUAGAUACCAUGCCACGUAGCUUCAAGGCAAAUGUACAGGAAAAGGUUGUCAAAAUUAUCAUAGUAGAAUUGUCACAAUUAAUAUUUGCUUGCUUGUGCUUUGUAAUGACCCCUAAAUGGGUAGAGGGGAAAAGGGGGUGGUAACACAUUACCUAAAAUGAUAACCCAAACGUAAAUAAGGCAGAAACCAGUUAAGGUGAAAAAUAAGUGUUUUACUUUAAAACAAGGAUUCAGAAGGGAAGCCAAAUAAAGUUUGGGAUGGCCCAGGCCAAAACAACAACCGGAAAUCCACAACCUAUCUAAAAGUAAAGACUGCUAAACUAAGAGUGAUCAUAAGAAAAUACAAUGCUAAACUACAUAUCCUGGAUAACGAAGAGAAAAUGUGGGAAAAUAACCCAGUGGGACCUAACAUGGUUACAUGUGUUAUAUUGUUACUGGUAUUUUAAGAGUUUCAGAGGGCAUUUGUUGUCAGGCACACAAUUAUCCUUUACAAUAGCUUUUACAACAUUUUUAUAGUCAAACAGCUAUAGUCAUUUAGAGUCCACAGUGAGGACAGCCUCAGGGUCAAAGCAAAGUACUACCCGCCAGGACAUGUUGGUCCUUCUGUUACCCUGAUGCCAUGAAGGCAAUCCAAAUCACUACAGCAUUAAACUCUAGUUUGACAAUUUCAAGUAAUUUUUCUAUAUUUUUUAGCCCUUUUUCUUGGAUACAGCAACAUGUUUUACAAAGCCAUUGUAUUGCUCUUCCCAACGAUUAUCCUUUGGUGUUUCGUUAAACUACUAUUAUUUCAUUGUAAGUAGGUAUUGUGUGCUUGGUAGCUAUAUUUAGUAUGAAAAACCCACUGUGGAGGUUAUGUAAAAAAGUAAUAACCCCUUUAUGUUUAAUGGCAUAUAAUUGCAGCAUUGUUUCAAAGUUUCUUUUUGCCUAAGAAAAUACCUUGUAAGGGCCAAACACCACUUCCAUUCAUAGUAGUUAUUGUAGCCUAUUUUCUCCUGUCAUUCUCGCCAUACACUAUAUAAUUAAAUUCAUAAAUCAUCAACAAUCAUUGUAUCAUAAUGAGCUACACAAUAGGGGAGGAGGUUUUGGAUGAGUUAUUUCUUUAUAUUCCUUCAUGUCUGGGCUAGCACACUUGUACAUGCUACUGAAACCUUUGUUGUUGUUGUUGUUGUCGUUGCAGAUUUCAAUUCAGUCACUCUGUGCUUUCAUAUUUGAACAUCCACCUGUUUUAACAACACUUUUCAAAUUUGAUGUUUGUGUUUAGGUGUUUGGUAAUAUGAUAAAACCAAAAAAAGUAUUUUGCAGAAAACAUGUUCAUUAGCUAUUAGGAGAACGAUGUAAAAACUUUAACGAAUGAGAAAUUAGACAGCUUGGGGUAAUGCCAGUGAUUCAAGUACAGUAUUAUCAUAUGAUGUACAUUUACAAACUUUAAUUAUUUUUACUAACUUGAUUUGUUUAAAUAAAGUAUAUUUUGCAGAAGGCAUAUCCUAUGCCAAUUAUUUAAAAAGCAUGUAAUCCAAAAGUGUGUCCAACCAAAUGCAGGUGUGGCCCUGCUGAUAAGCCACAUCGACACUUGAUCCUUCACGGUAGAGCUGGGAUUUGCCAUAGAAUCAAAUUCUAAUUCUUUAGUUAAAAUACUAACACUGGGAUUCAGGGCCUGUGCAAUAUCACAAUGCAUUGAAAAUGAAUGAAAGUUAAACUAAAUUUACUGCAAAAAUACAUGGGUAUGCACGGAAGCUGUCUGACAGUAGACUUGUGUCAAACACUGUACUGUAUUAGCUGUUGUUGCAGGCAUAAAGAUGUUGGUGGGUUAUGCAGCCCUGCAUGCAUCUAAUUGGUAAAUUGAACAGUUCAGGGGGUCUAGUUUAGGUUUAUUAGUGAGAAAGAUUUUUUGUUGUUGAUGAUGUUGUCCAUCUUAUGUUACUGUAAAUAAGUUAUUUUAUUCCUGUUCCAGUUUUCUAUGAUUGAUGAAAAGCUGUGUUUUUAUGCUUUCAUGAAGGUUUUUUUUGUGAUGUUCUCAGAAAUUAGACGUCAACAUCUCAUAUGGAAUUUGUUUGGUUUUUUUGUCUUCCAACGAAUACAUUACUAUAUUGAGUUUCCCUUACGUUUGGCCUUUGUACAUUAAAGAUAAUGAAUAAAGAAUUUAUUCCAACAGUAUAA
This is a messenger RNA of Gadus macrocephalus (Pacific cod), 4454 nucleotides long. RefSeq names its product milk fat globule EGF and factor V/VIII domain containing b (gene mfge8b). The coding region runs from base 126 to 1577 and encodes 483 amino acids. The record is from RefSeq and is a predicted model, not a curated record. Gene Ontology annotation, molecular function: calcium ion binding. Lineage: Eukaryota; Metazoa; Chordata; Actinopteri; Gadiformes; Gadidae. The transcript is spliced from 11 exons.